GUCAUUGCAGCCUCUGUCGCCGGGCACACGCAGCCGCCUUUGCCUCCUACGUCACCGUGCCUACGGCGGCCGUGGAAAGGCUGAAGGGCGGUGACUUGGUGCAAGCACGACGAGACCGUUGUAAGCACCUCAAUGCGGAUGUUCUGAGGAUCUUUUGCGGCAAGUGCUUCUCCUCCCUGGCCAUGCUGCCCAAGGUCGGCACGGAGGUUCACGUCUGCGCCGGCUCCCUUGAGGCAGAGAACCUGCCUCCCGUGCACAGUUUUCUGCCUUGGCGCAAGGAUGAGGCGCCCCCUUUUCUUGGCUUCGUGCCGGCGACGAAAAAGGAGAAGCAGAAGGCGAAACAAGCCGUAGCAGCAAGAGGUGAGUUGAAAGUCCAGGGUGGUUGCAGCUGCGGAAGCUGCCGUUUCGUACUCACCAGGUUCCCUGAAGAGUUUCAACACUGCUACUGCAGCAGUUGCCGGAAGCUUUCGGGCGCCGCCUGGCAGACAUGGAUGCCUACGGAG
Molecule: messenger RNA, 503 nt
Organism: Symbiodinium sp. CCMP2456
Lineage: Eukaryota; Dinophyceae; Suessiales; Symbiodiniaceae
Source: the annotation of a GenBank genome assembly